This is a messenger RNA of Pteropus alecto (black flying fox), 1022 nucleotides long. It is a transcript of the gene TAFA4, whose product is annotated as family with sequence similarity 19 member A4, C-C motif chemokine like. Gene Ontology annotation, molecular function: receptor ligand activity. The record is from RefSeq and is a predicted model, not a curated record. The coding region runs from base 123 to 545 and encodes 140 amino acids. The transcript is spliced from 5 exons. Gene Ontology annotation, biological process: phagocytosis; macrophage chemotaxis. NCBI's taxonomy places the organism in Eukaryota, Metazoa, Chordata, Mammalia, Chiroptera, Pteropodidae.
GUCUUCCAAGCUAAGAUAAUUUUUUGGAACUGCAGAAAUGAUUGGUCCUAGCUACAAAUGGGAAUUUGGAGUCACUCUGAAAUACGUUCUGGAAUAAUUGUGUUUGACUGGAACCAAAUCUUAUGAAGUCUCCAAGGAUGAGAGUCUAUGCUAGGUCCGUGUUGCUGUCGCACUGGCUCUUCCUGGCCUACGUGUUAAUGGUGUGCUGUAAGCUGAUGUCCGCCUCGAGCCAGCACCUCAGGGGACACGCAGGUCACCAGCAAAUCAAGCAGGGUACCUGUGAGGUGGUUGCUGUGCACAGGUGCUGUAACAAGAACCGCAUAGAAGAGCGAUCACAAACAGUCAAGUGUUCUUGCUUCCCGGGACAGGUUGCUGGCACAACUCGGGCUCAGCCUUCUUGUGUUGAAGCUUCUAUUGUGAUCCAGAAGUGGUGGUGUCACAUGGAUCCUUGUUUGGAAGGAGAGGAUUGUAAAGUGCUGCCAGACUACUCAGGUUGGUCCUGUAGCAGUGGCAAUAAAGUCAAAACUACAAAGGUAACACGGUAGUAAAGAGAGGUGUACUUCAAUCCUGGAGGAGCGACAGGAUGAAGAGCUCUCUUAUUUGGAUUAUCAUCCUAGCCACUUUGUGGGAAAUUGUCUUGGAUUUCAGCAACAUCAUAUGUGCAUAUGCGUGCCAUGAGGAGUGGCAUUCACUUAACUGUCCCAGCCCUCUGUGCUUCAUGGUUUUGUCACAUUGAAUUAUAAUCAGGAGCUGCCACACAAUUGACAUCCUAUCUGGAUCCCAAGGAACAUACCUCCAAGAAACCCUGGAGGAACAAACCACAGACUUCAGAAUGGGUUGCCACUAAAGAAUAUUGGGUCGUCAAUUUCUUUUGUUGUUUACAAAGGAAUGUGGACAUAGAUUUCAUAGGGUCCUCAUUCUUUUCUCUUUUAAACUUUUCCUUUAGCCCUUUCAUUAAAGUGUUUUGAAAGGGGUCUAAAUAACAAAAUAUUUUGGCAAAACAUAUUUGCAGAUGUAGGUUA